UGUGUGAGAGAGAGAGAGUUUGCGCGUGCAUGGCUCUAUGUGUGAGUGUGUUGGUAUGGUAGGUGUGUUUAUAUGGGUUUAGUUCCAUAUGUUUAUCUGAGCAACUCAUGUUCAUACCACAUACAUAACAGGUUACAUGUUUUUGUGAUGAAGAACUUUCAGAACACUAAGGUAACUACAGGGUCCCACAGGGUUCAGUCCUUAAGCAAUAAUUGAUUUCGCUAUACAUGCUACAACUCUGUGGCGCUGAAAUGUAAUGAUUUUUCCCCCUGUUAAAUUCCACUUUGAUGUCCAAUGUUUCAGAAAAAGGGACAAACAGUCAGAUAAGGAGAACUUUGCUCUAUUUGCUGUUUGUUUUCUGCUGGAGUUUGAGGGGGUAUAGAAAGGGGUAAAUACAUAUGGGUCAAUGCUCUCUGGUUUGCUAGAAUAGUCCAGUGGAGGGAUGGAGGGAUCAGAGGUGGAGGGUUGGAGGGGUGGGUGUGCUCUCCCAGCAGAUCCAGGAGCUCAGAAGAAACUCAGUCGGAGGUUCGUAUCGGAGACACACAGACAGAAUGCAGCAGGGUGUCAUACUUGUGGUCCUUUUGGUCCUGGUGGACCCCCUCCAUGGGGUGCCAGUGCUUGCCGAACCUCUCUUCCCCACACAGGAGAACUUUGACCUGAGCAAG
Molecule: messenger RNA, 665 nt
Organism: Salvelinus sp. IW2-2015
Lineage: Eukaryota; Metazoa; Chordata; Actinopteri; Salmoniformes; Salmonidae
Source: RefSeq, a predicted model, not a curated record